Symbiodinium pilosum is the source of this 741-nucleotide messenger RNA. Lineage: Eukaryota; Dinophyceae; Suessiales; Symbiodiniaceae. The record is from the annotation of a GenBank genome assembly.
AUGAUUUUGCGAGUUAUACGAGGAGACCCUAAUUCAGAUAGGUUCCCAUGUAGGCACCAUGAAAACCGGACAAACCCCUCAUCCUCACAAAUCCAUGUAUCGUCCCUGUAUUUGUUCAUAUUUGUACAAAGAGAUCCCCACAAAAGAAGCUUACAUAAUAAUCUGCUUCAAUUCCUGGCUUGCCCUGUCAGGGCAUCCUUCUUCAUCAACUCCUGGGCGGAGGAUGCUGUGGAAGCGUCCGGCCUACAGACCUUCGGGGUCCCGACCAGGGUAGCUUCGGUAGACAUCUCCAUGGUCAGCGCCAGAUGGAGCUUCACGGAUCUGGAAGUCGCCAGCCCACCCGGCUAUGGCCCGCAGAACUUCAUGUCGAUGGGGAGUGGCGUUUUUGAUCUUGGAUUCCGAUCCAUGUUCUUCUCGCCUCUGGUCAUCCAAGAGCUGACGCUGUCGGACGUGCAGGUCAACAUUGAUCAGCGAGUGGAUGGCACCUCCAACGCCAAGCUCAUCAUGGAGCACAUACACAAGGUCUCAGACUCUGCUGCAAGCAAGCGGUUCAACGAGGCCUUGAUGAACAAGAAGGUGACGGUAGACAAGAUCACCUUCACCAACAUCGUCACGCGACUGUGUCUCCACCCCUCCUGCGAUAUGUCGCCGCCACCGUACUUCGUUAUCAAGAAGGUGGAGGUGAACGACAUUGGCAAGAAGUCUGGGGGAGUCUUCGUCCCGGACUUGUUUGAAAUCAUC